CCCGGCCCCUGCCACUUAUUGUCGCUCACUGCUAUGUGCUUCAGCUCCGCAUUAAUUUGGGAAGAAUCUCCAUGCUCUCGUGUGCCUACAGUCCUUGACUGUAAAUCAUUACAUAUUGAUCUGCCGAGACACGGCUACUCACACUGGUAUUCUGCAAAGCUUUGGGGGGUCUGUCCCUGGAAACAUAAAGGUGGGAUUCUAAAAUGACCCUGUUCCUCAAAAGAAUCAGAAAAGCACAAUAAAUAAGAGGAUGGAAGCUGGGAAAUUAUCCGGAGCACUGAAUUUAACCCACAGUGGUCGCUGACCUGUCUCUUCAACCUGAAUAGCAACCCGUACAGCUGGGCACCAUGGCCAGGAACACGGCGCUGUACUUUAGGCUAGUGGAAGGCAAGAAUCUACCUGCUAAAGACGUGUCGGGCACCAGUGAUCCAUACUGCAUUGUCAAAGUGGAUAAUGAAGUUGUGGCACGCACAGCCACCGUCUGGAGGGACCUCAAUCCAUUUUGGGGAGAGGAGUUUACCCUGCACCUUCCUCUAGGCUUCCAUACCCUAUCAUUUUAUGUGAUGGACGAAGACACAAUAGGACAUGAUGACGUGAUUGGCAAGAUUUCACUCACCAAGGAAUUCAUUGCGUCACACCCCAGAGGAAUAGACAGCUGGGUUAACCUGGGCCGUGUGGAUCCAGAUGAAGAAGUCCAAGGGGAGAUUUAUUUGGAGUUGCAUAUAAUGCAGGACCAGUACAGAAGCACAUUGCACUGCCAUGUACUGGAGGCCAGAGAUCUUGCACCUCGGGAUAUCUCUGGAACAUCUGACCCUUUUGUCCGGAUAUUCUGCAACAACCAGACUCUGGAGACAUCAGUGAUUAAGCGAACACGAUUUCCACGAUGGAAUGAGGUGCUGGAAUUUGACCUUAGAGGAAUUGAAGAGUUAGAUCCCAGCGAUCAAAUGAUCAGUAUUGAGGUUUGGGAUUGGGACAUGGUUGGAAAAAAUGAUUUCCUGGGUCGGGUAUGGUUCCCCAUUGAGCCACUGCAUAAAAGCCCUGCUGUGACCAGCUGGUUCCGUCUUCUUCCUUUUGGGAACACAGAUGAAGAGAAUGGAGGGAAGCUUGGAUCACUGCGUAUUAAAGUGAGCCUUUCAGAAGAGAGGAUUCUGCCAUCACUCUACUAUCAGACUCUGAUUCAACUUCUUGUAGAAUCUGUUCAGUCCCCUGAUCAGGGUGACUGCAAUUUGUUGGCUCUCCUAGAGGAGAUUUGUUCUGCUGAGAGCCGUCAAGAAGUUGCUGUGAAACUGGUGAAAAUCUUCCUGGGACAAGGACUUGCUGUUACCUUCUUGGAUAAACUCAACCAGCGAGAGGUGAAGCGGACAGUGGAUCCAAACACUCUUUUUCGUUCCAACUCCCUUGCUUCAAAAUCCAUGGAACAGUAUAUGAAGAUAGUGGGAAUGCCAUUUCUUCAUGAAAUUUUGAGGCCAAUUAUUAGCAAGAUCUUUGAGGAAAAGAGAUACAUUGAGCUUGAUCCAUGCAAGAUUGAUUUGAAUCGCAGCAGACGUAUAUCCUUUAAGGGAUCAAUGUCUGAGCAUCACAUUUUGGAGAGCAGUCUGGAGACAUUGAGGGGCUACUUGAGUGACAUCAUUGAUGCCAUAUUGAGGUCGGUUGAGCAGUGCCCAUCAGGCAUGCGUCUUUGCUUCAAGCAACUACACAAAAGGGUGGAGGAGCAAUUUCCUGGAGCAGUCUACCAGGAUGUGAAGUAUGCGGCCAUCAGUGGUUUCCUCUUCCUACGUUUUUUUGCACCUGCCAUCCUCACUCCCAAACUGUUCCACUUGAGAGAGCACCACGCUGACCCCCGUACUGCACGCACCCUCCUGUUGAUUGCCAAGGCAGUACAGAGCAUUGGUAACUUGGGCCAGCAGUUGGGUUAUGGGAAAGAACAAUGGAUGGCCCCUUUGCAUCCCUUCAUUCAACAGAGUGUAGGUCGUUUGCGGGAUUUCCUAGACAGGCUCAUAGAUAUGGAAAGUGAGACAGUGGAACAGAUUGAAAAGAUGAAUAAAGCGCACAAGGGACUUCAGAGGAGUUUUUCUAAGUGUGGCCAGAUAUCUCGGACGCUGUUUCACCCAUCAGUUACCAUAAAGGAAGGCUUUUUACACAAACGGAAAGCCGAAGCUGUCAAUUUAGUGACUCGAUUUACCUUUAAGAAAAGAUACUUCUGGCUCAGCAGUCAGACUUUGUCCUAUUCUAAAUCACCAGAUUGGCAAGUGCGUUCUUCUAUCCCAGUGCAUCGGAUCUGUGCAGUUGAGAGAGUAGAUGAAAAUGCUUUCCAGCAUCCAAACAUGAUGCAAAUUAUCAGCCAGGACAGUGAGACCCAGGGAGGUCACAUUAUGUAUAUACAGUGCAAGAAUGUGAAUGAGUUGAAUCAGUGGCUCUCUGCCUUGCGAAAGGUCAGUUUGUGUAAUCAACGUCUGCUGCCAACCUACCAUCCAGGGGCUUAUCGCAAUGCCCACUGGACAUGCUGCCUGCAGACUGACCGUACAGUGCGAGGGUGUAGUCGAACUCAUUUGGCUGUGACUCUGGGGGACUGGAGUGAUCCAUUGGAUCCCGAUGCUGAGGCACAGGUUCUUUAUCGGCACCUACUUCUUUCAAAGGAUGUGCUCAGGGACAAAUACUUGGAAAACUCACUGAACGCAGAAAAGGCAGAAUGUAAGGGUCACAGCGAGAAGGGAUUUGCAGGUAUGGCAGUAUCCUCCCCAGCAAGAUGCCUGCUGUUCGCCAUUGAGGAUCUAGAAAGAGCUCACCAAGCCUUCGAAAAAAGGGAGAGGGAGGACACUCCUAUUCACAGUCACUGUACAUAGCAGAUCAAACCAAGCAGGCUGCUUCUGCUUUCUUUCCAUUCAAGUGAAUACAUGGCCAUAGGUUUUUUUGUAAUCUUGUGGAUUUUUUUCACUCAAACAAUAAAUAAAAAUUUGCUUGGCAGUUUA
Xenopus tropicalis (tropical clawed frog) is the source of this 2969-nucleotide messenger RNA. RefSeq names its product RAS protein activator like 1 (GAP1 like) (gene rasal1). The record is from RefSeq and is a predicted model, not a curated record. The coding region runs from base 348 to 2843 and encodes 831 amino acids. Gene Ontology annotation, molecular function: GTPase activator activity. Gene Ontology annotation, biological process: cellular response to calcium ion; negative regulation of Ras protein signal transduction; intracellular signal transduction. The transcript has 22 exons. Lineage: Eukaryota; Metazoa; Chordata; Amphibia; Anura; Pipidae.